Messenger RNA from Macrosiphum euphorbiae (potato aphid), 1059 nucleotides. Lineage: Eukaryota; Metazoa; Arthropoda; Insecta; Hemiptera; Aphididae. The record is from the annotation of a GenBank genome assembly.
AUGGUAAAAGGAUUAAAUGAUCCAUUUAUAAAACCCAAAUUGGCAUAUUUUAAGACUAUAGCCGGUCAACUUGAACCUUUUUUGAAACAAUUCCAAAGCGAUGAACCUCUUGGUCCCUAUCUUUACACCGAUUUACAAAACAUUUUACAGUUUAUGAUGAGCAGCUUUGUAAAACCAGAAAUAAUGGAAAAAGAAAAACUUACAGAAAUUGAUGUUUUGGAUAAAAGUAAAUUAAUUGGUGCAAAAAAAAUAAACCUUGGAUUCAGUACAAGAGAAGCUAUUCGCUCUAUUGAUAAAUUUACUGACAAAGAUAUGUUAAUUUUCAGAACCGAUUGUCAAUUAAUUUUACAAACAAUUUGUUUGAAGUUAUUAUUAAAAUCACCUAUUAAGUAUAAGAUGGUAAAAGGUAUAUCAUUUUGUGAUCCAAGCAUAAUUGUUGCAUCUGUAAAAGUGGCAAAUUAUAGAUUUAAAACUUGCUUGGAAAUAUUUGUGGAAAAUCAUUGGGUUAGUGGCAUAGUAGGUGAUAAACUUGAAAGAGAAUUUACUAUUUUGUGCUCAAAUAAAAGUUUUAUAGAAAGAGCAAAACAAUUUUCACGGUAUGAAGUAAGACUUGACAGUUUUUGGACAAAUAUUGCCAUUGUUUUCAACCUAUCAUCUGCAAUGAUGAAUGUUUUAAAAAAAGUUCUGAUAUUUUCACAUGGUAAUGCUUCUGUUGAACGUGGAUUUUCUGUAAAUAAAGAGUGUCUGAUAGUAAACUUACAAGAAGAAUCACUUAUAGCUCAACGUCAUGUAUGGUCGGCUAUUAAUAAGGUUGGUGGUAUAAGUAACAUAGACAUCUCUAAAAAACUUAUAUUGAACGUAAGAAAUGCCAGACAACACUACGAGGAAGCAUUAAAAUUGAAAAAAAAAGCUGAUAGUGAACACAAAGAAAAACUUUCAAAGAAGAAACAUAUUAUGGAUCAAUUACAACAAUUAAGAGAAAAAAAGAUACGUUUAAUGGAAUCUGCUCAAAUAGAAGUGGAUUCUAUUGAGCAAGAAAUAAAAGAACUUAAUAAAUAA